Molecule: messenger RNA, 1128 nt
Organism: Myxozyma melibiosi
Lineage: Eukaryota; Fungi; Ascomycota; Lipomycetes; Lipomycetales; Lipomycetaceae
Product: putative mRNA splicing protein
Exons: 1
Biological process (GO): mRNA splicing, via spliceosome
Cellular component (GO): spliceosomal complex
Molecular function (GO): pre-mRNA 3'-splice site binding
Source: RefSeq, a predicted model, not a curated record
GUGCCCAUCGAAAUCGACGCCGACGGCAAGGAAAUAAACCCCUACAUCCCGCAAUUCAUCUCCAAAGCACCAUGGUACAUCGACCAGUCCGGCGAAGCCUCCCUGCGGCACCAGCGGCUGCGCGAGGACCGCGACAAGAAAGAAGCCGAUCUGAAAGACGUGUGGUAUAAGCGCGGCGUGCGCGCGGGUCCCGCGGCGACAAAGUAUCGCAAGGGCGCGUGCGAAAACUGCGGCGCGAUAACGCACAAGACAAAAGACUGCAUGGAGCGGCCGCGGAAAGUCGGCGCGAAAUGGACAGGGCAGGAUAUCCAGGCCGACGAUCUGAUCCAGGACGUGCCGAUGACGUGGGACUCGAAGCGCGAUCGGUGGAACGGGUACGAUGCUGCUGAGCACGCGAAGGUGAUUGAGCAGUAUCAGCGGGUAGAAGAACUUCGAAAACAAGCCCUUGCCGCGGAAAAAGGCGAUGAUCUCGACGACGACGACGACGACGACGACGACACUACAAAAGAAGACCGCGACGAAGAAGGCGCUCGGGUAGGAAGUCGCUCAGUCCGCCUGCGCGAGGACGUCGCAAAGUACCUCAAGAAACUCGACGCGCCAGAUACUCGCUACAACCCGAAAUCCCGACAACUGAUCGGCGCAGAAGGCAUCAUUUCCGCCGACGACGAUUUCGUGCGGCAGACGGGCGACGAGGCGAAGCAGUUUGAGGAGAUGAAGCAGUUUGCGUGGGAGGUUGCCGAGAAGGGUCAGGCGAAUGUGCAUUUACAAGCGAAUCCGACCGAGGGCGCGAUUUUGAAGCGGAAACUUGAUCUGGAAUCGGCAGAGAAAAACGAGAAAGCGAAAAAACAGCUGCUCGACAAAUACGGCGGGCAGGAGUACUUGAAAGACUUACCUCAAGAACUAAAAGUCUUGCCCGACGACGACUACAAGGAAUACACGCCCGAGGGGAAACUCGUCAAGGGGAAAGCAAGUACGACACCGAAAUCACAGUACCCUGAAGACAUCCAUCCCGGAAAUCACUCGACCGUUUGGGGGUCUUGGUGGCAUGACUUUCAAUGGGGAUAUGCCUGUUGUCAUUCUACUAUGAAGCAGUCUUAUUGUACUGGUCGUGACGGUAUUGAAGCUGCC